AAUCGCUCCUCCUCUUUCUCUCCGGCUUUGUACCCAGAGCUGAACCCACGCCGCGGCUGCUUUCUCCAAGAUACCGGGGCUGUUUAACAUCAGAAAAUGGCCCUACACGUCCCCAAAGCACCGGGCUUUGCCCAAAUGCUGAAAGAUGGCGCCAAGCACUAUUCAGGACUUGAAGAGGCCGUCUUCCGUAACAUCAGAGCCUGUAAGGAGCUUUCACAGACAACACGCACUGCCUAUGGGCCAAAUGGAAUGAACAAGAUGGUCAUCAACCACUUGGAGAAGCUGUUUGUCACCAAUGAUGCUGCUACGAUUCUCAGAGAGCUUGAGGUGCAGCAUCCAGCAGCCAAAAUGAUUGUGAUGGCAUCACACAUGCAGGAGCAGGAGGUUGGAGACGGUACAAACUUUGUCCUGGUGUUUGCUGGAGCUCUGCUGGAGCUGGCUGAAGAGCUGCUCAGGAUGGGCCUGUCUGUGUCAGAGGUGAUUGAAGGCUAUGAGAAAGCAUGCAAGAAGACCCUGGAGAUCCUGCCAGACUGUGUAUGUUCCUCAGCCAAAGAUCUUCAUGAUGUUCAAGAGGCAACAUCUUUAAUUCGCACAGCAGUCAUGAGUAAACAGUAUGGAAAUGAAGACUUCCUCUCGAAGCUCAUCGCAGAGGCCUGUGUGUCCAUCUUCCCAGAGUCUGGUAAUUUCAAUGUUGACAACGUCAGAGUGUGCAAGAUUCUGGGUUGUGGGGUGACGGCAUCCUCCAUGCUUCACGGCAUGGUGUUCAAAAAAGAAGCAGAGGGAGACGUCACAUCAGUUAAAGACGCCAAGGUCGCAGUCUUCUCCUGCCCAUUUGACAGUACGGUGACAGAAACCAAGGGCACAGUGCUCAUCAAUAAUGCACAGGAGCUGCUGAACUUCAGUAAGGGAGAGGAAGACAUGAUGGAGGCUCAGGUGAAGGCCAUCAAGGAGGCUGGAGCCAACGUGGUGGUCACUGGGGGGAAAGUUGCUGACAUGGCACUGCACUAUGCUAACAAAUACCAGCUCAUGGUUGUACGGCUCAACUCUAAGUGGGACCUCAGGAGGUUAUGUAAGACAGUGGGAGCUGUAGCUCUACCCAAGAUGAUGGCUCCAACUCCAGAGGAGAUGGGUCACUGUGAUAACGUGUACCUGACGGAGGUCGGGGACACUCAGGUUGUCGUCUUCAAACACGAGAAAGAAGACGGCGCCAUCUCAACAAUCGUGAUUAGAGGCUCCACAGACAACCUGAUGGACGACAUCGAGAGGGCUGUGGAUGAUGGGGUUAACACCUUCAAGGUUCUGGUCAGGGAUAAACGCCUGGUACCUGGAGCAGGAGCCACUGAGAUCGAGCUCGCCAAACAGAUCACCUCAUAUGGAGAGUCCUGCCCCGGUCUGGAGCAGUACUCCAUCAAAAAGUUUGCUGAAGCCUUCGAGGCUUUGCCACGUGCACUGGCUGAGAACUCUGGGGUGAAGGGGAGCGAGCUCAUCUCUAAACUUUAUUCAGCUCACCAUGAGGGAAACAAAAACAUGGGCUUUGAUAUCGAGGCUGAUGGCCCUGCAUUGAAGGACAUGCUUGAAGCUGGUAUUGUGGAGCCAUACCUGGUCAAACACUGGGGCAUCAAACUAGCAACCAAUGCUGCCAUCACAGUGCUGAGGGUGGACCAGAUCAUCAUGGCUAAGGCUGCAGGGGGACCCAGGGCUCCCAAACAGAGAGGCCACUGGGACAAGGACGAUUGGGAUGAAGAGCCUGAUAAAUUUGAUACCCACCACUAGAGGGCACACACCCCCUCUAUCAAUAAUCAUGGCAAAACCAGCAGGGGGACCUAAAGCUCCCCAGGGCAGGAAGGACUUUGACGAGGAUGACUGAACCUGAUGCAGUCCAGCUGAUGCUCCUCUUAAACCCUGGACGCUCCCACAUGGAUUCAUGGAAACCCUUUUUUACUUGUUUAUUUAAAGCUCAACAGUUUGGUUUAUUUUGUAGAGUUUACCACAAGCUGGUUAAGAAAAUGUUAUGUGAAAGGCAAAAUGUAACGAUGGCACUGCUUUUUAUGUUCUUGGUCCCAAAUAAAAGGCACUUGCGCUGUCAUGA
Molecule: messenger RNA, 2089 nt
Organism: Cheilinus undulatus (humphead wrasse)
Lineage: Eukaryota; Metazoa; Chordata; Actinopteri; Labriformes; Labridae
Gene: cct8
Product: chaperonin containing TCP1, subunit 8 (theta)
Exons: 16
Coding region: 97-1773 (558 amino acids)
Biological process (GO): protein folding
Cellular component (GO): chaperonin-containing T-complex
Molecular function (GO): ATP hydrolysis activity; ATP binding; ATP-dependent protein folding chaperone
Source: RefSeq, a predicted model, not a curated record